AUGAAUGACAAUACAUAUCAAAAUAGAACAGAAAAAGAUGUGCAUAAUUUCUCUCAACGUCCAAAUGCACUGAAGAAUGGGAACAAAUAUCAAAAUGGAUUAGGAGAACGCGAAUAUAAUUUCACAGAACGUUCAUAUGUAUUAAAAAAUGAUAACAAAUAUAAAGAAUCUAACAAACUAACUUAUAAUGUCAAGUCUAAAAAACCACAGAAUGUAUCAGAAUAUAUGGAUAAUUGUAAAAAAACAAAUGAGACAGAUAGUGAAAAUGAUAAAAAACGUAAGUUACAAAAUAAAUCAUCCGAUAUAGAUAAUUUGGAUGAAAUGAUGUCUGAAUUUAAUGAUUCCCAUUUUUCCCUUAAAUCUGUUAUCUGGAAAAUGAUUAAAAAAAAGGAUAAAAAAUAUGAAGAAGAUUUAAUAAAGUUGUUGAGACCUUAUUUUUUUAAGCACUAUUAUGAUGGAAAAAAAAGAACUAUUAAAUCACGGAUAAGCCGUACUUUUAAACAUUUUAGAUUCGUUUCUUCAUUAUUGCCAUUAUCGAUAUCAAGUACGCUCCUUUUUGUGUGGAAUAAUCUCCCACAAGCAAUUAUAUCUCUUCUGAUACUUAUUGCAACGUUAAUAUAUUUUGUUUACAAAUUAAUAAAAUGCAUUAAAAUUGUUAAAGCUGCAGCUGCUCAGAAUCCUCAUUUAACAUAUUUGGACUUUGAGAAAAAUAAAAAUAAAAAAAGUGUCUUUCUUCUUUUAAAAAAUAUUAAAAAAAUUUAUGACUAUAAGAAUGCUAAAGAGAAUUAUAACUAUAAGAAUGCUAAAGAGAAUUAUAACUAUAAGAAUGCUAAAGAGAAUUAUAACUAUAAGAAUGCUAAAGAGAAUUAUAACUAUAAGAAUGCUAAAGAGAAUUAUAACUAUAAGAAUGCCAAAGAGAAUUAUAACUAUAAGAAUGCUAAAGAGAAUUCUAAUUUUGAAUAUGAUACAGAAAAUUCUAAUUGUGAAUAUGAUACAGAAAAUUCUAAUUUUGAUUAUGAUACAGAAAAUUCUAAUUUUGAUUAUGAUACAGAAAAUUCUAAUUCUGAUUAUGAUACAGAAAAUUCUAAUUCUGAUUAUGAUACAGAAAAUUCUAAUUCUGAUUAUGAUACAGAAAAUUAUAAUUCUGAAUAUGAUACAGAAAAUUUAGAUAUGGAGGAUAACUGA
Plasmodium malariae is the source of this 1185-nucleotide messenger RNA. Its product is annotated as conserved Plasmodium protein, unknown function. NCBI's taxonomy places the organism in Eukaryota, Apicomplexa, Aconoidasida, Haemosporida, Plasmodiidae. The record is from RefSeq and is a predicted model, not a curated record. Bases 1 to 1185 code for a protein of 394 amino acids. The transcript has a single exon.